This is a messenger RNA of Hippocampus comes (tiger tail seahorse), 402 nucleotides long. Its product is annotated as splicing factor 3B subunit 5. The transcript is spliced from 2 exons. Lineage: Eukaryota; Metazoa; Chordata; Actinopteri; Syngnathiformes; Syngnathidae. Gene Ontology annotation, biological process: mRNA splicing, via spliceosome. Gene Ontology annotation, cellular component: U2 snRNP; precatalytic spliceosome. The coding region runs from base 116 to 376 and encodes 86 amino acids. The record is from RefSeq and is a predicted model, not a curated record.
AUGAUCAGUCGCUUGUUUCAAGUCGGAACGUAAUUCGUGGUGGACGCACCGGAAGUGUGAGCAGCUUUCAUUGGAGCGAAGUUGGCAACGUUAACUUCACCAAUCAAUCUUGAAAAUGACGGACCGCUACAACAUCCACAGCCAGCUAGAGCACCUCCAGUCCAAGUACAUCGGCACCGGCCAUGCCGACACCAGCAAGUGGGAAUGGCUGGUGAACCAGCACCGAGACUCGCACUGCUCCUACAUGGGCCACUUCGACCUGCUCAACUACUUCUCCGUGGCCGAGAACGAGAGCAAAGCCCGAGUCCGCUUCAACCUGAUGGAGAAGAUGCUCCAGCCUUGUGGACCGCCCGCAGACAAGCCGGACGAUGCCUGAUUGGAGACACCUGAUUCCUGCCUUUU